Molecule: messenger RNA, 2040 nt
Organism: Cucurbitaria berberidis CBS 394.84
Lineage: Eukaryota; Fungi; Ascomycota; Dothideomycetes; Pleosporales; Cucurbitariaceae
Exons: 1
Coding region: 101-1792 (563 amino acids)
Biological process (GO): RNA polymerase II preinitiation complex assembly; transcription initiation at RNA polymerase II promoter
Cellular component (GO): transcription factor TFIID complex
Molecular function (GO): RNA polymerase II general transcription initiation factor activity
Source: RefSeq, a predicted model, not a curated record
CAGCUUUUGCACACCCGUGCAAUCUCACAAAUGCGGCGGCGCCCGUAGAUGGACACAAUCACCCUACAAUAGCAAAUCCCUGCAACUCAUUCCGCCCAGGAUGAAGCUCAAACUGAAGAACCUCAACACCGCAAGCGACGCGCCUUCAGAACCACGCCCAGCCGAAGUUCCCACGCCGAGUUCCGCAAAGUCUGGCGGAGGGCUCAAGAUCAAAUUCAAACCGGCUGCUCCUGCGCCUGCGCCUGUGGAAGCUGCAGAUGGUCAGCAUGGCGACGCUCCCAGACCGAAGCGUAAAUACACCAAGAAGGCCAAGCUUGAUGAGAGCGGCAAUCCACUUCCACCGGGGAAACCUGGCCCAAAGAAAAGGGUCCGUGAAGACAGUGACGACUACGACUCACCGGCCGCAAAGCGCAAACCGAAACCUACGGCAAAGAGCCUUGCUAUGGUGAACGAAAGCGACGACGACGAUGAUCUUGCCGCGACCGAACCAGCUCCUCCGGCUCCACGGCCAAUAUCUGCUCGCACACAGUCUAUCAAACUCUCCAUCAAGCCAAAAGGGAUGAAUGCACCACAGAGGACUGGAACCGCCAUUCUGAAGGUCAAGGGCGCGGGGAAACCACCAGUGAGACCAUAUGGCGUGGGAUAUGACAGCGAGGCAGAAGAGGCGGAACCAGAUCCGGCCAUAGAGUCGCAGUUCGUUCUACGGAUGCUACCAGGUCCAGACUGUGACCUAUUACGGAAGUCUAUUGAGGAGAAGACAAUCGGCAAGAGCGUGUCACAGGGAGGGCCCGGCGUCUACUUCCGAUUCUUCGACCGCGAAGGUCGCCGAGCCAUGAUUACUAUACAAGGUCGCUUCUAUGCUGCUUCCAUGGUCGAAUUGCCAGCGGUCGUUGAAUCGCUAAAGAGCUGGAACAAGAAGGAUUGGGUCAAGACCGCGGAUGUCUGUCAGAUGCUCCUGGUUUUGGGCAGGGUUCAGAAUGAAGAUGAAGCAAAGAAGUACCCUCGCCCCUCCUAUGUCGACCCUGACUCCCACCGAUUUCCCCAUGGCCUGACUCCACCCAUGCGAUGGGUCCGCAAGCUGCGGUUCCGGCCCCGCAAAUCCUACAUCGACGUCGAGCGAGCCGAGGCGCAGAUGAAUCGGCUGUUAGCAGAGGACGAUAACGCCCAAUCCACCAAAUACGAGAUGGUUGACAGCGAAGCUGAGAGCUCUGAGGAGGAGUCUACUUCUGAAGAGGAAGUGGAUGAAGAUGAAGAGAUGGUAAACGCUCCUCAAACGGACGAGGCUAUGGAAGAGGUUGAUGCCGGCGAUCUUGAGCAGAUGCUGCACGCAGGUUUCAUGGAGGACGAAGAGAUUGAGAUAUCAGGCAACGGCGAUGAGCUCAACGCGUUGUUUAGCGGCUCUGGCAACACCCUCCAAGUUGAGACCCCGACUACUGCCCAUGAUGUCGCCAUGCACGCGCUCAGCCAGAAUGGUAACCUCACUGUUGAGACCGAGACGGCAGCCUCGACACCAGCAGCAGCUACAUCCGCAGACGACGACGACGAUGAUGACGACGGUGACUCGGACGAAGACAUUGAUGAGGUCGAUGAGGCUGCUGUGGCUGAAGAGCAGCGGCAAGAACAGUUACGAACUGAGAUUGCUGAAUUGGAAAAGGCUAUUGCGCAGAGUGUUGAGCAGCGCGACAGGCAGACAAACAACAUCUUCAAGAAGCGUAUGCAGAACACCAUCGAUAAACAGAAGACGGAUCUAGCGAUCAAGCAGAAGCAGUUGAACGAGGAAGCGGACGAGUAACUAAGACUUCUACCGAGCGGGUUUUCCUGGAGUUGGUCAACGUCUUGAAUCAUUGCAUUGCUACGGAGUCUGGGAUUUGAGCAUUAUUACGGCGCAUGGGGGUCUGGUAGAUGGCUGUCUUUGCGUCUAGCGGUUCACACACUCUAACUAUCUUUGAUGUGGUUUCGAACUCUCUUGUACUAUGUAUGCAUUAUGCUUCCUCUGCUUUAAAUAGUACCAUAUAGUAAUGAUAUGUAAUUCCUACUCCC